CCAGCUCCACCCCUCCCUGUUCUUUCUCCCCCUCAGCUGCUCCAGCUGUUGCCACCCCUCACCAUGACGAACCCAUACCAACAGUCACAGCAGUCACAGCACGGCGCAGCCGCCAGCAACUUCCCCAGGAGUACCUCAUACGCCUCCAUCGUCUCUGGAUCUCAACAGCAGCAGCAGCAAUCCGCUACCCGAUCAUCGGCCUUGGGGUUCUCACAUAUCCUUGACCCGAACCCUGACGCCGAACUCGAUACACACAAUCCCUACUACCCCGAGCUCGAUAGACUUUUCUCGCGACCCAAUAUCCCAACAUUUGGCGGUGCCGGCAUGGAUAUGGACACAGGAUAUACAUCACGAAACCAAAACGAAAACGGACACAACAAUAAUAAUACCAAUAGCGGGCCGUGGCCACCACCCGCAAGACUAGGUUCCAACUUUUCAAUGUCCAGGGCGUUCGACAUGUUUUUAAACAAGGAACCUUUAAGCUUCGCCGAUGCUGCAGAUGUGGACAGCGCCGCGCAUAAGGGAACCGGCGCGGGCGCCAACCCCUUCUUGUCCGGCGGGACAGCGCCAAACUUUCUUGCCCCCUCUUACCUCCGAGGUACCACCUACCUCACCAAGCUGGAAGAGCAGCACCGAGCGAGAAUUUUGGCCGAGAGAGAAAGAGAGGCUAGCGUACCAGGUGCGAAAACGCAGACGAGAGCAGGAGUACUAGCCACCAACGGAAACAGUCAUCACACUCUAUCGCCCAUGUCUGGAAAGGUGCACACAGGCGGGGGAUCACACCGGGGGGUGGCCUUUGAUGUGGUGGAAAAGUCGGCGUUGAGCCAGGGUUUGGUCGAGGAGGAAGUCAAUCCGUUGCCGUCGAGGUGGAACAUGGACGACAGGGAACCCUCCCUAGAGCUCUCGGGCGAUGGCUAUGAAGUUACCUUCACCGGGCGGAUGAGCAAUGAACACGAGGCCUCGGCAGUGAGGGCUGAUCACCCCAUGAAUCCGGCCUGUGGCAUAUACUACUUUGAGAUCACGGUCCUGAACAAGAAGAAGUCAUCGACCGACGACAUGCCACCCAUUGCGAUUGGCUUCUCUAGCCAGAUGGCCGCGCUGAACCGGGCGCCGGGAUGGGAACCGGAGAGCUGGGGGUACCAUGGGGACGACGGAAACUGCUUCGCCGCGCAAAACGUAGGGAAGGCGUACGGCCCCAAGUUUGGUCCGAAGGAUACGGUCGGGUGUUGUAUCAAUUUCCGGCUGGGGCAGGCGUUUUUUACAAAGAACGGCAAGGAGCUGAAGGUGGCGUUUCGGGACAUCAACUUUAAGGAUGUGAAGGCGGGCAAGUUGUUUCCCAUGGUCGGGCUCAAGAAGACGGGGGAUCACAUCUGGGCCAACUUUGGGCAGCAGCCGUUUAUGUUUGAUAUUGAUAACUACAUGCUGGAGCAGCAACAGAUUAUCGAAGACGAGAUAAACCGUGUCGAUACACGCAUCCUAGCACCAGGACUGUCAGAAACGGAGCUUAUUCAGCAAUUGGUUUUGCAAUUCCUGCAACAUGACGGCUACGUUGAGACAGCUCGUGCUUUUGCGGAGGAGAUCCAUUCCGAGAAGUCGGCUCUUCGGCUUAGUGCCAAGGAACAGGUCAAGGGCAUCAACAUCAAAGACGACGAGGACGCCAACAACCGCCAGAGGAUCCGUCGAGCGAUACUCGAAGGCGAUAUCGACCGCGCCAUGCGUUACACGGAGCAAUACUACCCCAACGUCCUCAAAGAAAACGAGCAGGUUUAUUUCCGUCUCAAAUGCAGGAAGUUCAUCGAGAUGAUUCGCAAGGAGGCCGAGAUGAACCUAAAGUUGGAGGAUCGAAACCGGCGACUCGAAGAGCAGCGCAGCAGACAAGGCCUGGGGGAUAAUGACGAGGAGAUGCAAGAUGAGUGGGAUGACGAGAGGGAGUUCUACAUUGAUCAACUCGGGAAGCUCUCGAUGGAGGCACUGGAGUACGGACAGGAGCUGAGGGCCGAGUUCACCAACAAUCCGAGCAGAGAGAUGACGAAACACCUGGAUGAGAUUUCCAGUCUGAUUGCCUAUCCGCAUCCGCUGCAGGUGCCAGAGGUGUCUCAUUUGAUGGAUGCGAAGGGGAGAGUGGCCGUGGCGGAGGAGUUGAACUCUGCUAUACUGACAUCACUCGGCAAAUCAUCCCGCGCAGCACUCGAAAACGUUUACGCCCAGACCUCGGUGCUUCUGGAGGACCUGGCGAAGGACGGGGGACCGGGUGCUUUUGUGACGUUGGAGGCGCUCUUCAGGCAGUUUCCACCCAGCAAAUUGCUUUAG
Podospora anserina S mat+ is the source of this 2310-nucleotide messenger RNA. RefSeq lists its product as uncharacterized. Gene Ontology annotation, biological process: cell surface receptor signaling pathway; cytoskeleton organization. Gene Ontology annotation, molecular function: protein binding. The annotation marks the transcript as partial. Gene Ontology annotation, cellular component: cytoplasm. The transcript has 4 exons. Lineage: Eukaryota; Fungi; Ascomycota; Sordariomycetes; Sordariales; Podosporaceae. The record is from RefSeq and is a predicted model, not a curated record.